AUUUCAUCGUCUCAAACCCUGUGCGCUGCGUGAGAGAGUAUAGCUGCUGUAGCUCGAAAACCGGCGCCGAACAACAACCAUCAUCAUGGCGGACAAGGCAGUCACCAUCCGAACCAGGAAGUUCAUGACCAACAGGCUUCUCUCAAGGAAGCAAUUUGUCAUUGAUGUUCUUCAUCCUGGAAGGGCAAAUGUUUCCAAGGCUGAGCUUAAGGAGAAGCUUGCAAGAAUCUAUGAUGUGAAGGACCCAAACACUGUUUUCGUCUUCAAGUUCAGAACUCAUUUUGGUGGUGGCAAGUCUACCGGUUUUGGUUUGAUCUAUGAUUCUGUUGAGAAUGCUAAGAAAUAUGAACCAAAAUACAGACUUAUCAGGAACGGACUUGAUACUAAGGUUGAAAAGUCUAGGAAACAAAUGAAGGAAAGAAAGAACAGAUCAAAGAAGAUUCGUGGUGUAAAGAAGACCAAGGCUGGCGAUGCUGCCAAGGGAGGAAAGAAGAAAUAAUUUUUCAGCCAUUUUGUUAUGAUGAUAUUAAAAGGUUAUUUUGUUUUUGGUAUUUUCUUAAGGCUAUCUAUAGUCUUUGUAGCUUUCUAGAAUGGAGGAUUUUGCUGUAAUUGUCUUUCGUACUUUUAUUGAUGUUCACUUAUGUGUUUGAGACCCAGCAGUGACCAAUUUUGAGAAUUCAGUUGAACAUUUAAGUUGCUUUUAAUUAGUUAAUUGAUUGUGAUACUUAA
Trifolium pratense (red clover) is the source of this 729-nucleotide messenger RNA. RefSeq names its product 40S ribosomal protein S24-1. The coding region runs from base 86 to 499 and encodes 137 amino acids. The record is from RefSeq and is a predicted model, not a curated record. Gene Ontology annotation, biological process: translation. Lineage: Eukaryota; Viridiplantae; Streptophyta; Magnoliopsida; Fabales; Fabaceae. Gene Ontology annotation, cellular component: ribosome. The transcript is spliced from 5 exons. Gene Ontology annotation, molecular function: structural constituent of ribosome.